GGCUUCCCAACUGGCAUGAAGUGGAGCUUCAUGAACAAACCCAGUGAUGGCAGGCCUAAGUACCUGGUGGUGAAUGCUGAUGAAGGGGAGCCAGGGACGUGUAAAGACAGAGAGAUAAUGCGUCAUGACCCCCAUAAGCUGAUAGAGGGCUGUCUGGUGGCUGGAAGAGCCAUGGGUGCCCGUGCUGCAUACAUCUACAUCAGAGGAGAGUUUUACAAUGAGUCAUCAAAUCUGCAGGUGGCCAUUAACGAGGCCUACAAAGCAGGGCUUUUAGGGAAGAACGCCUGCGGCUCAGGAUACGACUUUGAUGUGUUUGUGAUGCGAGGAGCUGGAGCUUAUAUCUGCGGAGAGGAGACAGCCCUUAUCGAGUCUCUGGAGGGCAAACAAGGGAAACCGCGACUUAAGCCGCCAUUCCCUGCAGACAUAGGGGUGUUUGGAUGCCCAACAACAGUUGCCAAUGUGGAGACGGUUGCUGUGGCUCCUGUGAUCUGUCGUCGAGGCGGAGCUUGGUUUGCCAGCUUUGGGAGGGAGAGGAACUCUGGAACCAAGCUGUUCAACAUCUCCGGUCAUGUGAACACACCAUGCACAGUGGAGGAAGAGAUGUCAAUCCCUCUGAGAGAGUUAAUAGAGAGGCACGCAGGAGGAGUGAGGGGCGGCUGGGACAACCUAUUAGGAGUGAUCCCAGGGGGGUCCUCCACUCCCAUCAUCCCGCGGGACGUGUGCGAUGAUGUUUUGAUGGAUUUUGACGACCUGGUGCGUGCAGAGACUGCUCUGGGCACUGCUGCCGUCAUAGUCAUGGAUAAAUCGACUGAUGUGAUCCGAGCCAUAGCACGUUUGGUUGAGUUCUACAAACAUGAGAGCUGUGGCCAGUGCACCCCCUGCAGAGAGGGAGUGGACUGGAUGGAUAAUAUGAUGUGGAGAUUUGUUCGAGGAGAAGCAGCAGUUUCAGAGAUCGACAUGAUCUGGGAGCUUAGCAAGCAGAUAGAGGGACACACUAUCUGUGCCCUCGGGGACGGAGCUGCCUGGCCUGUGCAGGGGCUGAUCCGCCACUUUCGGCCAGUCAUGGAGGGCCGCAUCACUCAAUAUAACAAGAAAAACCCUCCAAGGGAACCAGAGCUUGAGAUGAUCUGA
Scomber japonicus (chub mackerel) is the source of this 1131-nucleotide messenger RNA. RefSeq names its product NADH dehydrogenase [ubiquinone] flavoprotein 1, mitochondrial-like. The transcript has 8 exons. The coding region runs from base 16 to 1131 and encodes 371 amino acids. Gene Ontology annotation, biological process: mitochondrial electron transport, NADH to ubiquinone. NCBI's taxonomy places the organism in Eukaryota, Metazoa, Chordata, Actinopteri, Scombriformes, Scombridae. Gene Ontology annotation, molecular function: 4 iron, 4 sulfur cluster binding; FMN binding; NADH dehydrogenase (ubiquinone) activity. The record is from RefSeq and is a predicted model, not a curated record.